GAACUGACGGUGACUUUCCAGCCACCGCUGUUCCUACAAAGACGAGGAUGGGUGUUCGAUGUGCUCCGCAGGGAAGGGGUCAGCGAGGUUCUCGACGUAGGAUGCGGUGAAGGAUCGCUCAUCUCGUGUCUAUGCAAUCCCGCACCAUGGCUCCCGCCACCACCGCAAUCGAUCCUCGAGUCGUUCGCCACAGUUCAUUCAGAGGCCUCUGUCGCCACAAGCACUGUUACAGCCGAUGCUGCGCCAUUCGCUGCACGUCUGGACCAUCCUACAGAAGACUUCCUACACCCCUUAAAAGUCAUUGGCCUCGACAUCUCUACGACCGACUUAGAGUAUGCGACGCAGGCCACAGAGCCGAGCGAUUGGCGCUUGCGCUGGGAGCCUCUGGAGGUGGAAAUUUGGGAAGGUGGUUUGGAGGCGGUCAACCCGGCAUUUGUCGGUAUGGAAUGCAUCGUCGCGACCGAAGUCAUUGAACACCUUCCAGAAGACGUACUUGCUCACUUCGCACCCGUCCUCCUCGGGGCAUACCAACCCCACCUCCUGCUCAUCACCACACCUUCCUUCACCUUCAACGCGCGCUUUACCGCGCCCGACGCUCCACGUACCGCCCGCUCCGGCUACCCAGACCCCACCCAGCGGACUGAUCGCAUAUUCCGACACCACGACCACAAGUUCGAAUGGACGCCCGAGGAGUUUGCUGAAUGGUGCGCGACCGUAGCGGAGACGUGGGGAUACGAUGUCGAGGUGGGCGGCGUCGGCAGGGCUGCGGAGAAGGACGAAUGGGGACGGGAUGAGGCGCUUGGAUAUGCGAGUCAAGUUGCCGCUUUCACGCGACGAGAUGGCGAAGGGUGGGAUGAGAAGAGGAGUAUGCGCUUCCAGCAAGUGCGUGAGGUCCAGGGCUGCGAUGAAGGUCAGCACAAACUAUUGGCCACUCACCAGCAUCUCGCGCACGAGAAGGCUUGCCAGCCGUUGCCGCUGCACGAGAGAGGCGAGAUCAUCAAGCGCACGAUGAUAGACUCCCGCAGCAAUCCAAUCCAGCUCGGAGACCUGUGGUGGGAGGAGAGCGUCGCGACGGCUUGUGGGGGAUGGAUGGAACUCAUGGUCGAUGCCAUCGCGCAACACGCUGGCCUACGGCUAGAUGCAUCCAAGGAGACGUCCAUGUCUGACUGGACUGCAGAGCUG
Messenger RNA from Fomitopsis serialis, 1182 nucleotides. RefSeq lists its product as uncharacterized. Gene Ontology annotation, cellular component: cytoplasm; nucleus. Gene Ontology annotation, biological process: siRNA processing; RNA methylation; piRNA processing. Gene Ontology annotation, molecular function: O-methyltransferase activity; RNA methyltransferase activity. Lineage: Eukaryota; Fungi; Basidiomycota; Agaricomycetes; Polyporales; Fomitopsidaceae. The annotation marks the transcript as partial. The transcript has 3 exons. The record is from RefSeq and is a predicted model, not a curated record.